Salvia hispanica is the source of this 1082-nucleotide messenger RNA. Its product is annotated as PHD finger protein ALFIN-LIKE 5-like. Gene Ontology annotation, cellular component: nucleus. The record is from RefSeq and is a predicted model, not a curated record. Gene Ontology annotation, molecular function: transcription coregulator activity; transcription cis-regulatory region binding; histone binding. Gene Ontology annotation, biological process: regulation of DNA-templated transcription. Lineage: Eukaryota; Viridiplantae; Streptophyta; Magnoliopsida; Lamiales; Lamiaceae.
CCUGACUUCCCAGUUUAUUUUUGAAUCCAUCACUGCAACAAAAACACACACACUGCAGCGUGUUUGUGCGUGAAAAAAUUUGUACGGACUAGCUAUGGAGGUUGGCGCGCACAACAGCCCUCGCACUGUCGAAGAGGUCUUCAGAGAUUUCAAGGGCAGGCGUAUCGGCUUGAUCAAAGCUCUCACCACCGAUGUUGAAGAAUUUUUUCAACGGUGCGAUCCUGAGAAGGAGAAUCUAUGCCUUUACGGAUUUCCCACCGAGCAGUGGGAAGUUAAUCUGCCUGCUGAGGAGGUGCCUCCGGAGCUACCGGAGCCAGCUUUAGGUAUAAACUUUGCCAGAGAUGGCAUGCAAGAGAAAGACUGGUUGGCUCUAGUUGCUGUCCACAGCGAUGCAUGGCUACUUUCUGUUGCUUUCUAUUUUGGUGCGCGAUUUGGUUUUGAUAAAGCUGACAGGAAACGCCUAUUCAAUAUGAUAAACGACCUUCCUACAAUUUUUGAAGUUGUGACUGGGGCUUCAAAGACGCAAUUCAAGGAUAAGUCGUCUGGUACAACUCCCGGUGGAACCAAAGCUAAGCCAAAAAUGGAAAAAUUGCCCAAGCCCCCCACCAAGGACGAGGGGGAGGGAUUAGAUGAAGAGGAGGAGGAGGACGAGGAUGAAGAGGAGCAUGGCGACACCUUGUGUGGAGCAUGUGGGGAAAACUACGCGCACGACGAGUUCUGGAUCUGCUGUGACAUAUGCGAGAGAUGGUUCCAUGGGAAAUGCGUGAAGAUAACUCCUGCUAGGGCUGAGCACAUCAAGCAGUACAAAUGCCCGUCAUGUUCGAAUAAAAGAGCACGGCCUUGAUGAGGUGUUUGUCCGCCUAACCAUGUAGUUGUUGUCCCCUUGUGUGAAGAAGAAGAAGAAGAAGCAUCUAUGUGUGAGCAACACUAUUUAAUCGUGGGUCGUAUUUGUAAGGAUAGUUUUAGCUACUCUUGCCUCUGUUUCUUUAGAUGUAAAAGGUCUUUGUAGAGGGUUUGUAAGCUUGAAAACAUCUGCAUGCUACUGUCAUUAACAUUUAUUUAUCCAAUUUACGUUUCUUGCA